AUGUCCUUUCCCCCUUCCUACGGUAACGACCAGUACGCAGACAUUUAUGGCGCAGGGAGUCCAUCAACACCGAAUCAGCAGCAGCCUCCAGGCGCGUAUCCUCAGUGGGAGACCCUGGAGAGCACACAGGCCCAGGCGCAUGAAAUGCACUCGUUACAAUCAUCGCAUCAUUCAACGCCUAUGCACACCCCAAUCGCCACCUCAUUUCCGUCCGUUGAACUAGAGGAGCCCCCAUAUCUCGUUCCAAGCCAGUCUCACUUAAGCCAGACAGGUUCGCCUAUGAGUGACGCGCCUGUUUUGCUCCAUCAUCCACAUACUGCGCAAUUACAAGCCCAACAAUAUUUACAACAGCAACCGCGAUACGACCUUGUCCAGCCCCAAGAGCAGCAGCAAUCCGUCUACGGUCAAGUACAUCAUAUGGGCCCUCCUGAUUCAUCGACGCUUUUUCGUGCACCGCAGCAGCCCUCGGGUGUCCAUCGGUCGAUCCCCAGCAGUCGGGGACGUGCCGCAGAAUCGCAUCCCUAUUAUAGGAGAGCAUCUGGAGGUGCAGUGCCGAGCUAUCAAAGUCACGACUCUCGUGGUGGGUCUGUCGAAUCACCAUUGACACCGGUGGUGGUGUCGCCUGUGCCAUCUACUAGCGGGGUAGGCGUUAGUACUCCUCUCCCUUCAGUAACCCCUUCACUUCCUCCCCCUGUACCCCCACAACCCCCUUCACCUCCAGCUAAGGUCACCACAAGACGAACUCGUAGCGCGGCAAAACCUAAAACAAGCGUCAGGUUUGAAGCCGGCACCAAGACAACGUCAGGCCCAGCGCCCAGUACUUCUCGGGUGCCAGUAACGCGCAGUAGCACUCCAGGUCCUGCUUCACCGGUUUCGUCUGCACGAUCGACAACUCCUAUCCCACGCUCUUCCACUCGUAGAGGGACUUCUCUGGCCAGGACUCCACCGCCGAGUCAAACUGGGACAACUUCUACAAGCGCCGCGGCGUCGUCAGUUUCGGGCCCGGGCAAAGCAUCAAAGGCAACACGUUCCACCCUUCAUCAAACAUCGUCAUCGUCGACCUCUACAUCUUCGACCUCGCUACCUAAACCGUCGAGCGCGGAGUCUUCCUCGAUUCCUCCACCCACUGCUUCUACACAAGCACCUUCUUCCGCGCUUUUCCACGCCUAUGCAUCAAAAUAUCUUCAUGCCGCCCCAGUUUCAACUAUACGCGCAGAUAUAGAGUACUCCAUGCGCACCCAUAUCAUGACGGCCUCUAUGGAGAUUCCAGGAGUAAAGGCCGAACAUAUACAUAUUAGACUGGGGACAAGUUACCAUACACGCACGAAGAAUGUUGUAAUCCUGGCUCUUUGCUUACCCGCUUUCAGCGACGAUGCCGAUGGAGACGAGGCAGGUGGACGACACAAAAUGCAUGGAACGACUCUCCCUUCGACCGUCCUCAGGCCCACCGAUAACUUGGACGUGCAAAUGCGAAAGGAAGAAGAAGAGGAAGAAGAAGAGGAAGGCGAAUCUUUACCGACGGCCGAUUCAGCCAUGCAUCCACCAACCGCGGGGGGUCACGGUGUUCAAUCAGCUCCUGCGGCGUCUCUGCCGUCGACUUCGUCUUCCGAACCAAAAUCGAUAGCAGACGCGCUAUGGGAGAUCCAUGGGCCAUACAGACCGGGUCAGGCUAUGAGGCGCCUUACGGGUACUGACGUAGGCUUCAUUGGCAGGGUCGCAAACCCGAACGUUCGUGAACGCCAUUAUGGGGCCAUGAGACGCGUACUACGCGUUCCUUCGAAUACAGAGUUAACUCGGCUAAUGAACAUUUUUCCUUCUCUCGGUGUAUUUCGCUUCAACGAUCACUUCAAUGCGACCAACCAAUCAAUAUUCACGUGGAACGACGCAAACCCUGGCAUUACUCUCGAUCUUGCCUCUCCUCCAACGACAUGGUUUUGA
Molecule: messenger RNA, 1938 nt
Organism: Psilocybe cubensis
Lineage: Eukaryota; Fungi; Basidiomycota; Agaricomycetes; Agaricales; Agrocybaceae
Exons: 3
Coding region: 1-1938 (645 amino acids)
Source: RefSeq, a predicted model, not a curated record